UGUUAAGGUUGCUAGUAAAUUAUAGGUCACUUCAGAAAUCAAUAUUAUCAAUAUCAAUGUUAAUAUCUGCAGGUACGUCACUAUCUUCUAUGCACUGAGGUACCACAACAUAAUGACAGUGAAGAGAGCUGGCUGCAUCAUCGGGGGAAUAUGGACCUUCUGCACAGGCUGUGGUAUCAUCUUCAUCAUCUACUCAGACUCCACCCCCGUCAUCGUCUGCCUGGUCUCCAUGUUCUUCGCAAUGCUACUCAUCAUGGCCUCCCUCUACAGCCACAUGUUCAUGCUGGCCCGCUCGCACGUGAAGCGCAUCGCCGCCCUGCCUGGCUACAACUCCAUCCACCAGCGGGCCAGCAUGAAGGGGGCCAUCACACUGACCAUACUGUUGGGGAUCUUCAUUGUCUGCUGGGCACCCUUCUUUCUCCACCUGAUCCUAAUGAUCUCCUGUCCGCGCAACCUCUACUGUGUGUGCUUCAUGUCCCACUUCAACAUGUACCUCAUCCUUAUCAUGUGCAAUUCUGUGAUUGACCCACUCAUUUAUGCCUUCAGAAGUCAGGAGAUGAGGAAAACUUUUAAAGAGAUAAUCUGCUGUUGCAGCCUGAGGAACGCAUGCAACAGCAUCUGCACUCUAAAGUACUAAGAGACACAGACUGAGAGCACCAGUGACAAGAUGGGUAAGAUGGACUGACUGAAACUGACACUGUAACCUAACUUAGGGAGAUUCUAUCGACAACAAAAAAGUUAAUUGCACUUUUCAGCAAAAACAGUAUAAAGUUAAACACAUUCUUUUUCCUAAACCUUAUGGAACUGGAAAGAGGAUGCUCACAUUAUGUAGAAAUUUAUUUAACUAAUAACUAAUUUACUGUCUCCUAAUGAAUGUGGCAUGUACACUAAGAACUAAAACAAAGGCUCCUUAAUCAGGUAUGUAAUUUAAAGCUGCUAAAAGGAACUUUUCAUUUCGGCUCCUACAAGGAACUUUUCAAUUUCGUUGAUUUUGGUGCCCCUAGACAAAAGCGGUACUGUUUCCACUCCUGUUGAAAAACCUUGGUAAAUGGUCUGUAUUUAUAUAGCGCUAUUGUGAUGCCCACUGAAAGUGCUUUACAGUACAGCUUUUACAUUCACCCAUUCACAUACAUAUUCACACCGUGCAUCUAUGAGCAGCACUUUUCUCUAUGAGAAGGGGCAAUUCGGGGUUCAGACAUUCUGGUUAGAGGAUGACUGCUAUAACCCCUGAGCCACAGCCGCCCGCUUGGUGUACCCACCAUAUGCAUUUGUUUUGGAAUGAAUGAAAAAAAGACACAGCUGUUAGCAGGAUGCAUCGCGAUGAGGUAAUGUAUCUUCUUGUUGUAUGAUUGUUAUCGUUACUUUGUCUGAUUGAGAAAAUUCAAAUUUUUAUGACAUUUGGAUAUGACCAAUUUGACCAAUCUGAUCUGCACGAUUGAAUUCCCUUGCUACUAUGAUCAUGCUGUUUGCUGUUUUUGAUGACGUCAUGCAGCUUUUCAAGUGCUCCCUGAGACUUAGCUUGUUGUUGAAUGUAUACUGUUAUUAUGAAGUCCCUUGUAAAAAGAACGGUCUGCACCUUGCCAUGAUGAGCUUUAGGUCUGGACAGCAGUGUUUGUAAAAAAAUAUCUGCGGCAAUGCACCAGCUGUUGUUCAUGUUAACACACACAACUCCUCCUCUGCCCUUGUUAGGUCUAAUAGUUUAUAGAAAAAACUAUUUUCUCUGUGAUUGUCUCAUUUGCUGUUGUAGGUCAUAAAGAGGCAGAAGUAUUCAAAUUAGACCAUUUCAUAACCAUUCAAAAACUCCUUGUAGGGGCUUUAAACAACCAGCCAGGAAAGGAGUGGGGAGCCUGACCAUCCGGCCCACCAGGCAAUUCAUAAAUACAAAUUUGAUCCAGAGUUCACGAGACAUGUAGACACACACACAUACACAAACACACACAAUCCUAGGUGAAACGAUGGAAUACUAACUUAAACUUAUGCUCAUGUUAAUCAUAAUCAUCCUGUUUACCGAGCUGUUAACAUAUAUCCGGUGCCAAUUAUUUCUUCAAAGCUAUUUUUGUUAACAGAGCCAGAGAGUCCAUUUUAUUUAUUGUUUUGGUUAUGUGUGGUUUAUUUUAUGUUUUACAGUAUGUAUUUAGGAUAUUUUAAUAUUUUUAAUUCUAAUUGAAAUGUCAGACUGAAUAUUCUUAAGAAUUAAGUUAAUUGCUCUGUGAAGGGUGUAGCCUGCUUGCAUGAUUGUGCUUAUGCAUUAUCAGUGAUACAAAAUGGCUUCAAAAUUAUGACAAUAAUUAAUCAAAAUAUUUUCUGGGACAAUAUAAUGUCCAAGAAAAUUUGUUAUUGUGACAGGCCUACCUUAAUAUUUUUAAUAAUGCACCAAAUAAGAGGUUUCCUUGUACAUAUCCAAGCAAACUUGGUAUUGCACAAUGAAAUAUCUUGAACUGAAUCGAUAUUGAAUCGAAUCGAUUUGGGAAAUCAGUGGCGAUACCCAGCCCUAAUUAAGUAAAAUACCAAUGUAUAUGGAAACUGUCAAGAAAAGGUUUAAUAUGUGUAUUAUUGGAUUCCCAAAAAACUUUGGGUGCACCUAAAUUAUGUGCUGGUGCACCUAUAUGAAAAAGUUUGGCGCACACUUGCAACCAAUGUAAAAAGUUAGUCGGGAGCCCUGGUGUGAUCUAUUGGUUAAUAACAAAUAAUAAUUUAGUAUGGCCCUCGAAGGAUGUUAUGAAAAAUAAAAUGGCCCUUGAUAGAUAAAAGGUUCCCCAUCCCUGAGCUAGGACAUCAUGAUUUGAUUGAAAAUGUAUAUGCUCUGCCUUUCAUUCUAGCUGUAUUCUUGUGCUUUAACCUUUGUUUAAAAUUCAGUGAUUGGUUAUGAUUUUUCAAGAAUCUUUAUAUACUGGGGUCCACUGUUUGGAGCCCACUGUAUAUAUACAGACAGGUGACAUAAUAACCUGAAAAAUGAGUGGAGAAGCAAACUCCUCACUCAGACACUUUAUAUUGGCUUGUACUUUAAUUUUAAUUUUUUCCCCACUAUCAUUAGAAAACCUUGGACACUGUUGGGUAGAAGUACUCAUAUACUUUGUUUUAACUAUGCAUCAGAGUACACAUGAAGGCUACCCAGUGUAGCUUUGGAGCAUUGGUUGUGCUCGGAUAGCAAAGGCAUGAGUCAACAACAAUUAACAAAAACAGUUUUUAUCAUGUCUGUAAUGUGUGAACUCUACAGAUUUUAAAAGUAGCUAUGUAUGGGAAUUAGAGCACCAGUACAAAGCUCAGAGGGACAACAGCAUGGUGGGUAAACGCAGAGUUGAUGCAGACUGAUCCCUGUGCUGGAUUGAAUGUUUACACCUCUAACAACCUGAGAAACAAGUCAGACAUUAUUUGUCCAUGGCCUCAGAUGUACAGUAUGUCACCUAAUUUCUUAUUUGUUAGUAGGGAAAUAAAGUAGGAUAUGGCUGAACAUUUGGAUAGCUUCAACUGUUGCUGGCUGGUUUUUUUUAAAUUAUUUCAAUUACAAUCAGAUUCCUGACAUCUGCCAAAGCUCAGAAGCCCAGCAGAAUGUGAAUGUAGUCACUUGCUCUGUCUUCUUUGCUAUCAAUUAUAUCUGUUGUAUUCUGUAUCCCCCCUGUGCUGCCUUCCCGCCCACACUAUGUUAAACUAAUGUAAGUAAAGAUGUCAUAGGUUUACACUUGUAAUGUAACAAGGUGAAUGUAUAAAUAGAUUUAGUGCUC
Messenger RNA from Hippoglossus stenolepis (Pacific halibut), 3722 nucleotides. Its product is annotated as melanocortin receptor 5-like. Bases 113 to 637 code for a protein of 174 amino acids. The transcript has a single exon. The record is from RefSeq and is a predicted model, not a curated record. Gene Ontology annotation, cellular component: membrane. NCBI's taxonomy places the organism in Eukaryota, Metazoa, Chordata, Actinopteri, Pleuronectiformes, Pleuronectidae. Gene Ontology annotation, biological process: G protein-coupled receptor signaling pathway. Gene Ontology annotation, molecular function: melanocortin receptor activity.